UUCUUGGUUUGUUCACGUAUGAAAUCACAUGACUUGACAUUGUAAACGAGCUUCUGUAGUGGUAGUGUAGGUGUCAUGUUGUUUGUAUGCAGAUGUGACCUACAUGUAUGACAUGAUGGAUGUCUAGUCUUCCAUUGUCUGCCAUAUUUCGUCUGCUAAAACGACAGCAAGACUGGCUUUGUUUCAAUGGAAUCGCAUCCUUUUGCAGUGUUGAUUGUGUGUUGAGCUCAGCUAGCUGCCAAACCCAAAUAAAGCCAAGAUGAAUAUGACAUUUCAUUUUUCAGACAAGAUCCCCCACUUGCUGUUCUACCCAUGGGAAAUUAACUCAUGGCUAGACCUGGUCUUAGCGAUAUUCAUCGUCUUCCUCAUUGCCACCUUCUUGGAGCUGAUCAAGGUCCUUACAGUGAAGCUCAGGCAGAAGAGACAGCAGAUUCCGCUGUUGUCUCUUCAGAAGAGCGAACCUACCGCAAGACCAAGCACAAUCAACGGCAACCACACCACGGAACAGACACCUCUUCUCUCCUCCAUGAGAAUUCCAAGCAGUGUGUCCAAAAUAAGAAGAAGAAGAUUCAAGUUCCACAUAGUUGAAUCAAUACUUCACAUGGUUACAGUUGGUUUUGGCUACAUACUUAUGCUAAUAGUGAUGACCUACAAUACGUAUCUUUUCAUCACUGUUGUGUUUUCACUGACGGCUGGCUUCUUAUUUCUUGGUCCUCUUCGGAGCAUGACGACCCCACCGAAGAUCCCCGCCCGCCACCAAUCCCUGACUGACGCUGAGGAGAGAUCACUCGGACAGAGUGAUAGUCGGCCGUCGUUAGUGGAAUCUGCAGAAAGCUCACGGCGCCCGUACUACAGGGGGUUAUAUGAUUGAAGACGAUGUUUGUUUGUUGUUUUGAUGAUCUUCCGGUCAAAGUAACUCGGCAAACUCCAUCAAGCUGGCAACAGCCAAUCUCUCUCAUACAAACAUUGGUUUCACGUCUAUGAUUAUGAAUCGCACAAAGCCGCUGCCUCACUCAGAAUUGGACUCAUGGUUUGUGAUAUUCCUAGAGUCCAUUCUACACAGGAUUGAAGACUUUUUUAUCUGCAUUUAGAAUCCAUACAGGAUAACCUUGAAUUGUUUGUAUUCAAUUCUACUCGGGACUUCCCAUGAGAUGAAAUAUUCUGCAGAUUAGAACAUUGUAUUAUUAUGACUUCAUGAGUUUUUUCAUUUAUUGUUCUCUAGUACUACACAGGUCUAGAAAUGGAUUUCAAACAACCCAUUCUACACAACAUUUUAUGAU
Asterias rubens (European starfish) is the source of this 1280-nucleotide messenger RNA. RefSeq names its product probable low affinity copper uptake protein 2. Lineage: Eukaryota; Metazoa; Echinodermata; Asteroidea; Forcipulatida; Asteriidae. Gene Ontology annotation, molecular function: copper ion transmembrane transporter activity. Gene Ontology annotation, cellular component: plasma membrane. The coding region runs from base 260 to 871 and encodes 203 amino acids. The record is from RefSeq and is a predicted model, not a curated record. The transcript has 4 exons. Gene Ontology annotation, biological process: intracellular copper ion homeostasis; copper ion transmembrane transport.